Molecule: messenger RNA, 659 nt
Organism: Daphnia pulicaria
Lineage: Eukaryota; Metazoa; Arthropoda; Branchiopoda; Diplostraca; Daphniidae
Exons: 3
Coding region: 180-659 (159 amino acids)
Source: RefSeq, a predicted model, not a curated record
ACUAAGCAGGCACUCAAAUGACGGCGGCCAGCACCCGACUCGAACUCUAAAAGUCUAAAACAACGUCAACACCAGAGCUCAGUGUGGGAUUCUAACCUGGAUUUUAUGAACUCGAAAUGGCGCAGUGACAUCUCUUAGCUCAACUUUCGCCCUCCUGUCAAGUGAUCCGCAUUCAUACCAUGAAUUUGUCACGGUCAAAUCGACUUGGUUUCCGCUUCCAUCGCAUCGCUCAGCUCUCAUCUGCUAUUGGAUUAAUGUCCAGGAAAUGUGCCGGCGUCCCUCUCAACUACGGAUUAUCCCCUGCGCUCCUGCUGACGGACGAGACGCCAAUAAGAAGGUGUCUAUGCGUAAGCAAACGAAUAUCUGAGAUUGAUCCUACACAUCACUGCUGCCUUUCUUCAGAAUCGAUUAUGAUGUUGCCCGUACAUUAUGUUCAGGGGAAGUUUACCCAUCUGGAAUUACCUAAUGACCUGCCCGAUAACUUGGCUGCAAUUCGACAAAUGCAGCAGAACGAUCGCGCAUUGAUGGACAAGGUCACUAGAGCGUUUGUUUCUUACAAACACUUUUACGUCAAACACGAAUGUUCCGUUCUACUUGAGUUAAAGGUACCUAAUUUACGGUGCGCCUUGAUUUUAUUACUUUUCGAUACCUCUUAUUGA